AUGGGUGUAGGUAGUUCCAAACACAAUUCACCGGACUUUCAUCUAACGAUGAAUGAAAUGUGUAAAUCCCAUUCACAACCUUUAGACAUUAUAUGUGAGGACUGUGAUAAAUGCAUUUGUGCUAUGUGUACCAAAGCCCAAAAUCAUACCUGGAAAACAACUACCACAAUAUUGGAAGACAUGCAUAAUUAUCUGAAUGGAAUUGAAAAGGAGGUGAAGAAAAUAUCAAAAAAAAUCUCAGAAAAUGAAACACUGUACUCUUCUGAGUACAGAAAAUUACAGAAGCAUUUUGAAGAAAUAAUUACGUUGCUGACGAAAGAAAAAAGACACCAUGAACAAAGAUUGAAAGACAAUACGGAAGAAAAGAAUGAUCGAUUGAUCCGUCAGAGAUCCGAGCUAGGGAUGAAGAAAAGAAAAGUUUUGGACACAAUGAAAUCUAUGGAGGAUAACAUUAGAAAUAAAUCAUAUGUGAGCUUGAUUGAAAACAAAAGAAAAUUUACAAUAAUUAGCAGUGAUUUAGAGGUGCAUAUGACAAACUGUGAACAAUCUGUGAGGUUCAUCAAAGGCGCAAUUAAUAUCAAUUUGAUUAAAUCUUUGUUGGGAAGAACCUUGGAUUUAGAUGAUGUUGGACUGGUUAAAAUAAACUCAUUUCAAUAUGGAAAAAACGUUUUAUCUAUAUUGAAAACAUUUAAUGAAGACCAUUGUUAUUUAAGAGAAGAUAAUUCAGAAUAUACCGAACAAAUUAACAUGGAAGGUGCAAAAUCACAGAAAAUUAGUAUUUCUCCUAAUGAUUUCUGCGUGACUGAAACGGGCGAUAUUUUUUUCACUGGUCCUACAAGCAAGUCAGUCUGCUAUUUGUCUCCAUCAAGUUCUCCAGCAGAACCUCUCUCUACAGUCAUCAGUACAGAUCGACUGGUACCAUGGGGAAUCUGUCAGUCAUUAGAUGGUGGACUACUAGUUACCUUUAGAGACAAGGAAUCGGAACUCUACAACUUAGACGAACACAGCAGACGUCUGGUGAGACACAUCACAGUGACAGGUGAUGUCAUCCAUGAGUAUGAGUACCAGGAGGACGGUCACACCAGAUUGUUUACAUGGCCAUACAGAGUCACUCAAAACAGUAACACUGAUAUCUGUGUUGUGAAUCGUUCUCGGAGCACGGCAGGUGAUCUAAGGAUUAUCUCUCUCUCUGGUGGUAUGAAGUCAGUCUACCAAGGCGAGAACGUGACCAAGAUCCUCAACCCAGCAGAUGUAGUGUGCGACUCCCUCUGUAACAUCCUUGUUACUGAUAUUAAUAACCGCCAAAUCCAUCUACUGAGUUCUAAUGGGGAGUAUUUGAAGUCCUUAUUGACAGAUAAUGAAGAGAAUCGUCCACAUUCACUGUCUCUACACAAUUCUACAUUGUGGGUAGGGUAUUACGAAGGAUCAGUUACAGUAUUUCAGUACAGUAUGUAA
Messenger RNA from Saccostrea cuccullata (small rock oyster), 1455 nucleotides. RefSeq lists its product as uncharacterized. Gene Ontology annotation, cellular component: cytoplasm. The record is from RefSeq and is a predicted model, not a curated record. The transcript has a single exon. NCBI's taxonomy places the organism in Eukaryota, Metazoa, Mollusca, Bivalvia, Ostreida, Ostreidae. Gene Ontology annotation, biological process: protein ubiquitination. The coding region runs from base 1 to 1455 and encodes 484 amino acids. Gene Ontology annotation, molecular function: zinc ion binding; ubiquitin protein ligase activity.